Hydra vulgaris (swiftwater hydra) is the source of this 1101-nucleotide messenger RNA. Its product is annotated as DNA repair protein RAD51 homolog A. Gene Ontology annotation, molecular function: double-stranded DNA binding; ATP binding; ATP-dependent DNA damage sensor activity. Gene Ontology annotation, biological process: mitotic recombination-dependent replication fork processing; DNA recombinase assembly; chromosome organization involved in meiotic cell cycle. Lineage: Eukaryota; Metazoa; Cnidaria; Hydrozoa; Anthoathecata; Hydridae. The record is from RefSeq and is a predicted model, not a curated record. Gene Ontology annotation, cellular component: condensed nuclear chromosome.
UUGUGUACUAAGUUAACUAUAUUAAAAUAAGUAUUUCAGAUAUGGCUGCAUCUAGUUUAUUGCAACACGAAGAAGAAGAUACAGAUGAUGGAGGGCCAAUACUUGUAAGUAAGUUAGAACAGCAUGGAAUUAGUGCCAGUGAUAUAAAAAAAUUGUCUGAAGCUGGGUUUUAUACAGUUGAAUCAUUGGCUUAUACACCUAAAAAAACACUUCUUGCUGUAAAAGGUAUCAGUGAAGCUAAAGCUGACAAAAUAUUAAGUGAAGUAAUAAAACUUGUUCCAAUGGGAUUCACAACAGCAACAGAAUUCCACCAAAAGCGUUCAGAAAUAAUCCAGAUAUCUAGUGGUUCUAAAGAAUUAGAUAAACUAUUACAAGGUGGGUUUGAAACUGGCUCAAUUACUGAAAUAUUUGGUGAAUUUCGAACAGGAAAAACACAACUCUGUCAUCAACUCUGUGUCACUUGUCAAUUACCUGUUGACUGUGGUGGUGCUGAAGGUAAAGCAAUGUAUGUUGAUACUGAAGGUACAUUUAGACCUGAACGUUGUUUAGCAGUUGCUGAACGCUAUGGUUUAAAUGGUCAAGAAGUUCUUGAUAAUGUUGCAUACGCACGAGCAUAUAAUUCAGAUCAUCAAACACAACUUCUUAUUCAUGCUUCUGCAAUGAUGUCAGAAGCUCGUUAUGCUCUUCUGAUUGUCGAUAGUGCAACAGCACUUUAUCGAACAGACUAUUCUGGGCGUGGUGAGUUAUCUGCAAGACAAAUGCACCUUGCAAGGUUUUUGCGUACUUUGCUCAGACUUGCAGAUGAAUUUGGUGUUGCAGUAGUUAUAACAAAUCAAGUAGUUGCACAAGUUGAUGGUGCAUCAAUGUUUCAAACUGAUCCAAAAAAACCUAUUGGUGGAAAUAUAAUGGCCCAUGCAUCUACCACCAGACUAUCUUUAAGAAAAGGAAGAGGUGAAACAAGAAUUUGCAAAAUAUAUGAUUCACCUUGUUUACCUGAAUCAGAAGCAAUGUUUACAAUAAAUCCUGAUGGCAUUGGUGAUGCAAAAGAAUAAUUUAUUCAAGAUAUUCAAUAAGAUAUUCAAUUGAAUUUCCUCUGAUUUU